AUGAAUGUGGACCCAAGACAUAAAGAAGGUUGGAUCAUAGUUGAAAAUAAAUUUGGAAACGAUGGCAUCUUAGUUUUACUGCCUUCUAUUCUCAUCUCCAACCAACCGAAUGGAAAAGUUUUAAAAUAUUCCGAUAAACUUUUCUCAAUGCUGAAACUUUCUCUUUACGAAGGAUUUCUGUAUAGCUUUCUGAACCAAUAUGAAACUUGA
This is a messenger RNA of Clunio marinus, 210 nucleotides long. The record is from the annotation of a GenBank genome assembly. NCBI's taxonomy places the organism in Eukaryota, Metazoa, Arthropoda, Insecta, Diptera, Chironomidae.